ACAUGAAAUCCGGUCGAUGGAUUACGCUUGUUCACUGUUUACCGUCGACCAUUUCUGCUUCAUGCUCAAAGUCAUCUCCGCCUCUCACCCAGUAGCCAUCAGAUCCUCUCCACUCUGCGUGGGACCUUGCGCAGCCUUCAUGGUCCCCGCACAUCUCGCGAUGAAAGCAAAAAAACGCGAUCUCCCCCCCCCCUCAAAGUUGUCACCGUUCAGCGGCACAGCAGCAACAACAGCAGCAGCAGCAGCAGCAGCAAUGGCCGCUUUCCGAAGAGUGGCAGCGCUGGCCGGUAAAGUAAACCUCUUGGCGGCAGCGAGGUACGAGCAGGUCGGCGGUCAGGCGGCCGGAGGAGGAAGGACGCGCAGGGGUCUGGCCGUCGGGACGUGCCUGGCGACGGGAGGCGCCGUGGCGCUGUACUUCUACCGCGAUACGACGAGCCGCGCGGGCAGCAAGAGGAUGGAGAGGCGCCGCGUCACCGGUCCGCUCCCGACCAUCCCGUCCGUCGAAGCCAAGGAGAAGGAAAGUCCGUUUGACUUUGAGGAUGGAGACGUCUACAUGUCGUCACACGAGCAUCGCUUCCGCAUUUUCAGCUCAGUGGAGUAUGAAGGGCAGCUCUACAUGACACCACAGAACUUCAUCGAGUCGGUCACCAUGAGCGAACCCAGAAACAAGAGGCCCUGGAGGUCCCUGGCCAAACAGGAGCUGGAGAAAAUUUUGUCCGAAACUCCCCUAGUAUGGAGAGGAUCCUCCAAACUGUUUCGCAACCUGAGAGAAAGAGGAAUCAUCUCAUACACAGAGUACCUGUUCCUGCUCUGCAUCCUGACAAAACCUCAUGCUGGCUUCAAGAUUGCUUUCAAUAUGUUUGAUGCAGACGGCAACCAGAUGGUGGACAAGAGGGAGUUCUUGGUGCUUCAGGAGAUCUUCCGGAAGAAAAACGAGAAGAAAGGGAGGAAAGGAGAUGUUGAGAAGUCAGCACAGUUGGUGCUAAAAAAAGACAGUCAGGAGUUUGUGGCACGGAGUUACUGGGACGUUCUGAGGCGAAGCGCCAGUCAAGUCCUCUUUUCUGACCUAGCAGAGCGGGCAGAUGAGAGUAUCACGAUUGACACCACCCUUUUGGUCCAUUUCUUUGGGAAGAAAGGGAAGGCAGAGCUUACAUUUGAUGACUUCUACAGGUUCAUGGAUAACCUUCAAACAGAGGUGUUGGAAAUUGAGUUUCUGACCUACUCUAAGGGGAUGACCACCAUCAGUGAAGAAGACUUUGCCAAAAUCCUGCUUCGAUUCACCAACGUGGAAAACAUCAGCGCCUACCUGGAGAAUGUCCGCCAUUGUAUACCUGAUGAGAAGGGAAUCACCUUUGAUGAGUUCCGAUCAUUCUUCCAGUUUCUCAACAACCUCGAGGACUUUGCCAUUGCCAUGCAGAUGUACAAUUUUGCCUCUCGCUCCAUUGGACAAGAUGAGUUUGCAAGAGCGGUGUAUGUGGCCACUGGGCUGAAGCUGACACGGCACCUCGUGAACACCAUCUUCAAGAUCUUUGACGUGGAUCACGAUGACCAGCUCUCCUACAAGGAGUUCAUCGGCAUAAUGAAGGACCGGCUGCACAGGGGGGGAAGGGGCUAUAAAUCUGCAGAGCGCGCCACCUCUUUUAAAUCCUGUCUGAAGAAGGAGCUGGCGGGCAGAUAAGUAACACCUUCAACCAAAAGUCUGAAACUGCUUUGACCGUUUUACAUUCAUAUCUGUGGUUUAUGUAUUUUCACCUUUUAGGUGCGUUACCUUAAUGAGUUAACAAAGUAGGUACAUUUGAGCUUGAUCAGGGGACAACCACUUCAUUUUAGUAAAACAACCUUUUACAUGCUAAUCAAUGUUUUCACUUUGCUAGCUAGCUAAGUUUGUCUUAGAUGGUUAGAUUUGUUUAAAUAUUUUUAAAGUCAACAUAACAAUUACAUGUAGGCAACUUCCUGUAAACUGCAAGUAAGUGUAAUUGCUACACAGCGUGUACAGAGCUGCAACAAUGGGUUCAUUACUAAUCCUGAAUGUGUGGGCAGCUUAAAACUAUUUUUUUAUUAUUAAAUAAUUUCCCCUCCCUUCACAACUUUUAUCCAACAAACAGUAUGCAAUAAAUGAAAGACCUCUUGUUGGGAAUAUUUGUAGAUAUGGCAUUAAAAGAAGUGAGUUCUGACUCCCUGCAUGACCGUGUCUCCCUUUGCUGUUUACCAGGUGAAGGCCCGACACCGCACCUCCUUCUCGGCUGCCUUCACUCCGGGCGCGAAAGAGCACCAGCUCCGCAGGAACUGAUCUCUGUAUGGUCAGACUGAUGCCCUGUGAGAUGAUAACGAGGAAUUCACUCAUUGUUUUCAUCUUCAUUGAUGCCAAGUACAGUUUGCAGCAAAAUACAGAGUUAGUUUUUUGGUUCUAUUUGUUCUAUUUUGGUGACGUCUUCGUUUAAAAAAAAAAAAAAUCUUUAAGAUAUAUAUAUUAUUUUGAAUGAAAUAUUACAUAUAUAUAACUAUGCCAAUUUCCGCAUAUUUUAAGUUAGAUCAACCAAAUUACAUUUUUACUUAAUAUAUUAAAAAUGACUUAUCACAACAACAACAGAUGUUCCAGUCGUUAUAACUGAAAGAGCACUUCAGUAACUCUUCAUAAUUGCAUCCUUAUACAAUGAAUAAGAGUAACGAAAAACACAUUAAAGUACAUUAACAUAUCUAAGAUCAAAGAUGAAUUUGUAGAAGCGCAUGUAGAUUGUUUUUUAUUGAUCUCAAUAUUAUCUUAUCUUAUUUUAUCUAGUUAGUAGUUGUUGCUUUUUAAUGCACUAAGGGUGUAAUCACUAUUGUUACAGAUGAGAUGAUAUAUGAUGCUAAUAUUACUACAGCACUGGGAACUAUUUGACGUGAAUGUAAAAGAAUAAAACGGGAAGAAAGGGAAGAAAUUUAGAUUUUUCCAAUUGUAAUUUCAAUAUUUGAUAUUUUAUUAAUACUCUCUUUUAACAGACAAAUAAUUAUACAACAUAAAUUGUUUUGUAAAAAUAGAUAUGCAAUGUAUGACUAAAUGUAAUGUCUUUUGGAAUGCCUUGGUGUGAAAUAUGGAAUAUAUUUAAGUACAUUUCAAAUGAAUAAAAGACUAGGAAAUGGAAAGCCACUGUCAAAAUGUUAAUUAUUCACGCUCUCGUUUUCUCAUUUUUGGAAUGAUCUUUGAUAUUUGUCCUGCCAGUGAAGCUGAUGAAUGUUCUUUCAUGCACAAAUAAACUAUUUUAAGAAAACGUGGAAA
Messenger RNA from Gasterosteus aculeatus aculeatus (three-spined stickleback), 3259 nucleotides. NCBI's taxonomy places the organism in Eukaryota, Metazoa, Chordata, Actinopteri, Perciformes, Gasterosteidae. The record is from RefSeq and is a predicted model, not a curated record.